AUGAGUUCCACACCAAAAUGGUAUUGUCGCAAUAAAUCGCAACCAAUGCAAACCUUUGCUGAACUCUCAAAGCUGGGCAACGAAUUGAGGCGCAUAACCAAACGUUUGGUCAUAGAUGUCAAGGUGGACAUUUUUACGGAACAUGACUCUUUACUGGAGGAAUGCGAAAGAAUUGUGGAACAAUAUUGGAGUUUAAAGGAUCAAUCGAACAACAAGGAAUUUCAAUCCUUAUCGAAGAAGAUCAAACGUAGUCCUUAUAAUGCUUUGCUAAUGCAAAAGUUUCGCACUAUUAUCGCGGUGAAUGAUCGACGUUUUUGUCAACUGACUUUUGUGCUGAAGAAGACGGUUUGUUAUCUGCUAAAAAAGUCUCUACAAUCUGAGGUUUGGUUAAGCUGGGCCUUGCAGAUAACCCAACUUUAUAAUAAAUGUCGAAAACCUUUGCUGGUGGAAGAUGUGGGCGACAAUGGAGAGGCAAAAAAAUCCGCCGAUGAACAACUAAAUGCCAAUAUAUGCAGUAAUAUGUAUCCCGCUCUAUUGCUGCCCUAUAAAUCCAUAGACUUUCCAUAUGUGCUGCAGCUGGCUGCCCAACAACGCAUUGAACAAAACUCUUUGGAUCUCAUGUUUGGCCUCUUCAAUAUGGGUGACCAAGAAGCGUGGCGUGAUAAUACAGCCAGUGAGUCGAAUUGUUCUAGCUUGGAGAUUUUGCGCAUACUCACCUUAAAUCUUACCGGAGAUGGGGAAUUUCAACAAUACUUAAAUGAUAAUAAUCGGGAUUAUGCAGCCUUGGCCUUAGAUACCGAUGGCGCCCGAUCAUGCAGUGCCCAGCGUGGUUCUACGGUCACCUUGCGCAGUAAACACAUUGAGUAUUUUUUGCAGACUGAACGAAGCUUUGUGGCACAAUUCAUACAGAAGGCUUUCGAUAUAUGUCCGACAAUAUUUGGUCAUUCUAAUCAUGAAGAUCUUCAUGAAUAUGUUUUAAAGGGCAUGCGUCUGAUGUGGUCCUAUGUGGGCAUAAUUUUGGAUCACAUUAUUUUGUGGUGGAUAGACACCCCCAUAUCUUGUUACUCUCUUACGCAUGUGGAUUCAAUACGAAGUUGGUUAUAUUUGGCAAAUGUCAAAGAUAUACCCGAGCCUGUCUAUUCUACUUUGCAGGGCAUUGGUGAGAUUCUAACAAAUUUUGUUAGCAAUAAUUUGUGGGAUCGUUUAUUUCGUUUAACUCUCAUAUCGGCCACAGCCCAUAGGCGAACUUUGGAACUAUUUUUGGAACAAUACAAGCAAUCACCCAAAAAUCAAUUUGGCACCCCAACGGGCACCGUGUGGAUAGCCAUCUUUACAAAUCUUAUCAACUUGAGUAACAAUUAUUUUCAGAACUCGGAUUUUAGCAAUUCCAGUUUACUGCCCGUCUCUGAACAAAUUCCCAUAUUGCACAGAAUAGAUCAUUCUGUCCACUGCAUGCGUUUGUGGGUUAAAGAGGAGGCCAAACGCCUCUGCAAUGAAUGGAAAAUGGAUCGUUUCUUUCAAAUCUUAGAACAUGAUGUCAAAUUAUGCCUACAAGCCUUUGUCAAUUUUAAGCUGCCAAAACUAACUGCCGAUUUAACCGAUAUUUUGAUGUUGGUUUGUGUUGCCCUCAGAACGAAACUGAUAUGUGAGAUAAAUGCCAAUAUUGAUAAGUUAAAGAAAACCACCGAUGAGUGUGUUCAAGUUCUCUCCGAUGUUUGUCGCCUUCUCAGUUUGGCCAAUUUCACUUUGUGCUUUCCCUCCGGCUCUUAUUGGCAGCGUAACUCCUAUGACAAUGAGAAAUCCAGUGAGUAUGUGGGUCAUGUACUCGAUCAGAUUCUCUUGCCCUGCAUAAAGGCCACCAAGGAUGUGGUCAUUCUAAAAUUGAUUAUGAAAAUCAUAUGCGAGGCUUGGCUGGAUCAUAUCUAUCAAAAGCAUAUACGUUUUAGUGUCAAUGGAGCGGUACGGCUGCUCAAUGACUUCGAUGAUGUGCGUGAAUGGAUACUCAGCUGUUCUCUGCUGGAGCAAAUGCAUUUGGAUAAGCUAAGCAAUCAUGAGGUGUUGCGCAUGUGCAAAGGUGUGGGCAAGAUAUUGCUAAGGAAACCAGAGGACAUAAUAGCCAUAUCACAAUCGCCGACAUUUGAAAAGAAAACGGCUGAAGAAGAUGCUGCGCCCCAGGAAACCCAACUGCCUUCGGAGAUGUUUGUCUCGAAUCAAAAGAAUUGGCUGCAGUUGAGAGCCAAUAAAUCGAACUUUCUUUUCUUUCCCAUGUGUUGUGGGGAUACGAGCAUGUAGAAAUGUGCUAUGACAAGAGAGAGAGAGAAGUUUCUUUGAGAUUAAAUUUCAAAUCCAUAGUUUACGAACUUUUUUGACAGUCAAAAAUAUGUUUAAGUCUUGCAAAGCUUUAUAAACCGUAUCGGCUUCAUUUAUUGCAUUUGU
Stomoxys calcitrans (stable fly) is the source of this 2436-nucleotide messenger RNA. RefSeq lists its product as uncharacterized. The record is from RefSeq and is a predicted model, not a curated record. Lineage: Eukaryota; Metazoa; Arthropoda; Insecta; Diptera; Muscidae. Bases 1 to 2292 code for a protein of 763 amino acids. The transcript has 10 exons.